AUGAUUAUGGAAUAUUUUGAAGCGCAAGGUAAUAAGCUUAAACCUUGUAGUAUGGAAGUUGAUGAGAUUGUGGAUGAGAUAGCUACGGUAGGACUCAUACCAGAUUCCGACAAACUCCUGGUGACCCAGAUGGUUAUUGACUACUUGCUGGAGGAGAUUCGGCCUGCUCCGAAUGACGAAUUCCGUCGAGUGAAGGACGCAAAAGGCAAAUUGCGGCGGCACAUAAGUGAUCUCGCCGCUGCAGCAAGGUAUGAGGUGCUGUCGUCAGGUGUUGUUCCGGAAGAUAUAAGUACGUUGGGGGUCCCUUUUGUCAUCUCAAGAAAACCUCAAGCGCCGUCGCUUCCUCUAGGCCCAUUGAUGUGGGCUUAUGACAUCUUAAGGUACGACUUGCUCCAUGUGCUACCUGCCGGGUACAUCAGGUCUAUGAGGCGCAUUCCCUCAGUGGUAGAACUGGCGCGGUAUGCGGCAUCCAAGUUACCCAAACCUGGUCAUCAAACAAACCCGCUGUAUUGCUACCCACAUGAGUUGUACAACAACAUUACAGAGGUCACAGAUUUUCGUUCGUGGGUAGACGACACGAUUGCAUGUCGGCUCCAGUCACGUGAAACGGAGACACGUCUGCUCUGCUUACCAACGCAACACGACAUCCGGAAUACCAUCAAAAUGAAGUGGGCGGAACACCUUUUGCGCUCGUGUUGGGAUAAGGCCGGACAGAGUAAGGACGGGGUGUCCAAACCCGUGUUCCUUGCGAUGGUUUUUUCCCACGUGUGCGAGGUUAUGCGAUCAGAGUAA
Gregarina niphandrodes is the source of this 792-nucleotide messenger RNA. RefSeq lists its product as hypothetical. The record is from RefSeq and is a predicted model, not a curated record. The coding region runs from base 1 to 792 and encodes 263 amino acids. The transcript is spliced from 2 exons. NCBI's taxonomy places the organism in Eukaryota, Apicomplexa, Conoidasida, Eugregarinorida, Gregarinidae.